AAAUACUGUAAAACUGCUAAUUGUUUUUAUCUAAAUAUGUAAUCCUAGGUUCAUUUGAGGGCGGGGCGAGGAGUGAGUGACCAACAUUCAAAAGGGAUAAAUUGAAGGACAAAUAAGGAAAGCUUAUUCAUAUCAAUAAACAAAUGGCGAAUGGAUCCGAUCUCAGUUGAAGAAACCUUGAAAUAUAUAUUUUUCCUAACAUAAAUUUAUUUUUAUACAUCUUUUUAGCUAUUAUUAUUCAAUUUUCAUUGUGAUUGCAAAACGUUUUUUAUUGCUGUCUUUGAAAAAUUACUGUGAAAAGUAUGAUUCGAUUAUAUGUAGCAUCAGCUUGCCAUACAAUGUAGUGAUACGUGAUAGUCUUGUUUCAAACAAGGCACAACACUGCCGCUUGCUGUUUAAAUGAGACAUUACAUCUAUGGCAACGGAACACCCGAAGCUUGACUUUCUCUAAGAUACACGAUAUACAUAUGAAGAGGAAUGUAGGGGUUAGUGUAGACUGGUUCACAUAGACCCACGGUGUUUUAGAACACGGAAAGUUAUCGGUAAAAAUGACGACAGAGGCGGAAGUGAUGUCACGAGCCAGCCCCCAAAACAACGACCGUGUUCAGUUCUGAUGUUAUGAAACUCCUCAAUGAAAUGUUAAGUAACUGCCUGCUUUUUCAGCGUUACACAAGGCCAUGUGGAGAGAUUAGCUUCAGCGGCUCCAUCAGUUCACCAAAUAAACCUCCAGAAGGUAGCUUGAACUGAGUAAAGGCAUCAGACAGCAUGGCCAAGCGGAGAACGUGUGUAAAGACGGAGGCCGAUACAAAGAAGCCGAAGCAGGUUCUGAGUGCAGAGAGCAGAGGAGCAAAGACAAGACGCAAGAAGAAAGAUCCAGAAAAUGAUCCUGCAGAAGAGGAGGAGAAGCUUGAGAGAAAGGUCAACCCCAAACCACGUUUGUCCUCAAAGCGUGCAGCACAGAAUAAAUCCUCUUCCACCACCAACACCAGCACUGAUGGCAAAACCAGUAAGUACUUCCAGUCUCCGCUCAAGGAGGCGGUUAACAGUGAAGACGAUUUUGACAUGGCGACUGCGGCACCACCUACAGUUAAGGAGAGCGCCAAGAAACCAGAGGAAGAAGAAAAAAAAAUGGAGGACGACGACGAUGAUAGUGAGGAUGAGGAUGAAUGGGAGGAAGUGGAAGAACUGGCUGGACCGCUGGGUCCAGUUGAACCACCAGAGCCCGUCCUGCCCUCUCAGCCCGUAGAGAUUGAGAUUGAGACAGCAGAAGUGAAAAAGCAGAAGAAGAGACAGGCCGAGUUCGAGACAUACCUCAGACGAAUGAUGAAGAGGUACAAGAAGGACCUGCUGAUAGACACACACAAGGUCCACCUCCUGUGCCUCUUAGCAAACGGGAUGUUCCGCAACAAGCUGUGCAGUGAACCGGACCUGCUGGCUGUCGCUAUGUCUCUGCUGCCCCCACAUUUCUGCAAGGUGGCCAAAGAACGCAUUGACCAAAAUUACCUCUCUGGACUCCUCAAAUGGUUUAGAGCGACAAUCACCUUCAACCCCAGUCUUCCCACUGAGGAGCGCCCAGAUCCUCGGGCUCUCCUGGAGAGGCGACUGGGAAGCCUCUCAGCCAGAGACCACCAGGAGAUGACUCAUCUUUUCCUAUUGUUCCUGAGGUCUCUGCAGCUCUUCUGCCGAUUGGUUCUCUCUUUGCACCCAGUUCCUUUCAAGCCUCCAUCUGCAAAGUCUAAAGGGCCUAAAGCAUCAACUGGUGCGACAGAGCGAUACCAGACAAAUCAGGAAAGCUCCAAGACCAACUCUCCUGAGACAAAAGUUUCACCAGGCGCCAAAAGACCAGCUGGAAGUGGGAAAAUCAAAGGGGGCAGCGGAGGCAAGAAAGCAAAGAGGAAAGAAAUGAAGGAGGGGGAAGAGGGAAAGCCUGUGUCAUCUGGAGGACAAAGGCCAAAAAAUACCAAACGCCGCAGCAUUGCCUCAAAGGUAAACUACAAAGAGGAGAGCAACAGUGAGGGGAGUGAGGAAGAGGAGAUUAGUGAUGCUGAGGAAAUUCAGGAAACCAGUGAUGAUGACAGCGAGGACUCUGAAACCACAACCAAAUCUGCAAAAAAGAAGAUGAGGAAUAGGAAGAGCACUGCAAAGACAACCAAAACCCAAAAUACUGCAGCUCCAAAGAGGAAGAGCAGCGGUGGGAAACAGCAGGUGAAAGAUGAGGACAGUGAAUGGGAGGAAGGUAAAGAGGAGGAUGAAGACGUGACGAACAACAGAACAAAGAGACGGAGCGGGCGGAAGAAAGAAGGGCCAGGAGCAGAUGAGUGGUUAGAGGUUUACCUGGACAAAACAUCUUCAUGGGUUUGUGUGGAUGUGGAGCAAGGAGUCGGAGUGCCUCACCUCUGCUCGCAGAGCGCCACGUCACCACUGACCUACGUGGUGGCGGUGGACGGAGACGGCUUUUUAAAGGACCUGGGAAAGAAGUACGACCCUACCUGGAUGACCUGGUCACAGAAGAGUCGGGUGGACGAUGAGUGGUGGGAGGAAACACUGGAGUCUUUCAUGGGGCCAGAGGAUGACAGGAACAAAAAGGAGGAGAAGGAGCUCCAGAACAAGCUGCUGAACAAACCCAUGCCGACCUCCAUAGCAGAGUAUAAAAACCACCCACUCUAUGCCCUGAAGAGACACCUGCUGAAGUAUGAAGCCCUCUAUCCUCCUACAGCCACUGUCCUCGGAUACUGCAGAGGAGAACCUGUGUACUCCAGAGAUUGCGUGCACACCCUCCACUCCAGAGAUUUAUGGCUGAAGCAAGCGAGAACUGUUCGACUCGGAGAGGAGCCUUACAAGAUGGUGAAGAGCUUCUCCAACCGUUCCAGAAAGGCCAGGAUGAUGUCUAAGAUGAGGGAGGAGAAGGACCUUCCUUUGUUUGGAGAAUGGCAGACUGAAGAAUACCAGCCACCAGUUGCGGUGGAUGGGAAGGUCCCUCGUAACGACUACGGUAACGUAUAUCUUUUUAAAGCCUGUAUGAUCCCAGUGGGCUGCGUUCACCUCAGGCUGCCCAACCUGCACCGUGUGGCCAAGAAGCUGAGCCUGGAUGUUGCCUCUGCAGUCACAGGCUUCGACUACCACGGAGGUUACUCGCACGCUGUGACUGAUGGUUAUAUUGUGUGUGAAGAGGAUGAGGAGGUUCUCCGAGCUGCUUGGGUGGAGGAGCAGGAGAUUCAGAAACAGAAGGAAAAAGAGAAAAAAGAAAAGAGAGCGAUCGCCAGUUGGACUCUGCUGGUGAAGGGACUCCUGAUCAGAGAGAGGCUCAAGCAGCGUUACAACCAGAAGAACCAGGGCCUGGGGACCCUUGUUCAUGGAGAGGAAGCUGGAGGUUUCUCCUCUGAUGAGGAGGGGGGUGAAGUUGAUCCUUGUGGUGCUAAGACAGCAUCUGAGACUUUGGCAUUGUCUUGGCCCCAAAACAGAAAAGAAGAGGAGGACAGGAGUCCAGGCAAACAGAAGAAGACGACAACAAAGCGAGAGAAGAAGGGUCAAGAGAAACAUUUAUUUCCUUUUGAGAAAGUGUAAUGCUAUAAACCAAGCAUCAAACAUACCAGGGUAUGAUGUUUCUUAUGAGCAGAUGCUACAGAUUUAAAACCAUUUUAGCAAGACUGAAUGGAAAGAGGAGGCUAGGAAAGGAGAGGAAUCUUUCUUCCAGCUGUGAUCCUUCUUGUAUUUACCUUUUCAUUUUCAGGGAUAUUAUGUUUACAACCAGUAGAAAUGCCCACGUUUAAAAAAUUUCUGUAGAGAAAACAAACACAGUAUGACUGUUACAAAAGUGUCCUUCAGUUUAAUGUGUGCCAAGCAUUAGAGUGCUGCUGGUUUGAGGUGGUUGGGCGAAGCUGUUGCACACAAAACCAUUGGUGCGCAGUAAUUACAGCUCCCUCCACAUUUACUAACUCCCCGGGUGAAGAUGUGUGCACGAGCCUAGAAAUAAAUUAAUGUUUUAUUGCAGUAGCAAAAUCUCACACUGAAAUAUCUCGAGUCUUUUACCUCCCAGACCAUUUUUCUCACUGUGCGUAUUAACAAUAUAAACUUGGAUACUCUGCCAACCUUGUUUGUGACAGUUCCAGUUUUUUUAAACUUUUAUCACUGCUCUGUAGAUUUUGACAAGUUUCAAUAAGUAGCUAUUUUCACAUUGCUGUUUCCUGAUUUAUGUUGAUCAACACACAUCUACCUUACCUGAAUGUCCUCUUGUCUUUCCCAUUUUGAAAGGUGGGAAAAAGAAAUGGCACUUUGUGUCACAUCAGAUUAAUUCCCCAGGGAAACAGGAGGGUAUUAACAGCUUAAGAUUCAGCUAUAUUUAUUCUAAAUAAAUUGUUAGGGCUGCAAAUAUGGAUGUUGAAUCCCCCCCCCCCCCCACUGAAUCAACUUAAAAGUUGUACUUCUUUUUUGUCCACUUUAUCUGAGCUUUAGUUGUGUGAAUGGGUUUUGGUUUGUUAGGUGCAUUUAUUUGACAGGAAAGCACUUGAUGAUCAAAGUACAGGUUCAUUCCCCCUUUGAAACUGUUUUCCUGAUUAGGUGCUAAAUUCCUUAAAGUUAACUGUUUUCAUAUUGAUGCACCACUUUCCACAUCUGUCUUUAUAUCUUUUAUCACUACGUCACAACUUUGAUCACUGCUCUAUGUGUCUGUACACAGGUGAUGGUUGCUGUAAUAGAAAUAGUAAUCUGUUUUUCUAUGAAAAUUAUUUUUAUAAGAAAUGUUUCAUGAGUAAAAAGCAAAAUGACCAAAUUAAAUGAUGAAGUUUU
Girardinichthys multiradiatus is the source of this 4785-nucleotide messenger RNA. RefSeq names its product xeroderma pigmentosum, complementation group C (gene xpc). The record is from RefSeq and is a predicted model, not a curated record. The coding region runs from base 766 to 3564 and encodes 932 amino acids. Gene Ontology annotation, cellular component: XPC complex; nucleus; cytoplasm. Gene Ontology annotation, biological process: nucleotide-excision repair; mismatch repair. Lineage: Eukaryota; Metazoa; Chordata; Actinopteri; Cyprinodontiformes; Goodeidae. Gene Ontology annotation, molecular function: single-stranded DNA binding; damaged DNA binding. The transcript has 14 exons.